GCAGCAAGACAACAGACACGCAAGACCUGCGCCUGUGUUUGUCGGCGUGGAGGUUCUCUCAUCUGGCCGUCCUGGAGUUCCAUCAUGAAGCUAUAGUUUUGCAUUGUCUGGGACAUGUUCCACUUCAAGGGAUCCGUCAAAGUCGGCGAGGUCUAUCACUUUGAUAUCGAGGUGAAGCGCGAUGAGCUCGUCAACACGAUUGACAGCAUCAGCUCAUCUGGGGAGGACGCCAAAGAUGCGCGUGAACUGCAUCUACGCGUCAAGAAUACAACAAGCGCGUUGAUGCGACCGGCAUACCUUGCAGGUCCCUAUAUCCUCUACACAGCAAUUCACGAGUCCGACUAUAGACACGACACGCCCGUCGGGGAACACGAUCAUCGGCCGCACUUUGAUGCCAAUGUCAAGGCAAGCAGCUCUCGUUGGCAAAAGUUACCUAUUGAGCCUCACAAGUCCAAAGGCAAAGCAAUGCGGACCUUUCAUCUCGAGGUUGCAUCGCAAAGCUUGUUUUCUCCGAGUGCGACGACUUACUUUGAAGUGACGCUUGGCUGGAAUGAAGCUGAAGUGCGCAAGCUGGCGCGAUCAGGCAAAGCGAUGGAGAGUGUCACGCCUGGAUUACAGGUACGUGUCCAUGACACUUGGUCACUUUGGCAAAUGCAUCCAGUCGAGCGGGAUCACGCCGGUCACCACGUCUCUCGAGCUCGCGUUGUGCGACCACCUACCGUGUUGAGUCGCGACAGUGAUGGCAACUUAUGUGAUCAUCUUGUUGUGUUAACGCAUGGCAUCCACUCCAAUUUGACAGCUGACAUGCUGUACCUCAAGCAGGUUAUUGAAAGGACUUCGAAAGCGCAAGGUGGACGCACUGUGUGUAAAGGUUUUGCAGCCAAUGCAUGCAAUACAGAGCGUGGUGUACGAUGGCUCGGCAAACGUGUUGCUGAAUGGGUCCUUAAUGAAACUGGAUGGGUGUUUGAGUCAGAUGGUCAGAUCUACCGACAGCCAAAUCAGUACAAGCGUAUUUCAUUCAUUGCGCACAGUCUUGGAGGUCUUGUACAAACCUACGCACUUGGCUGGCUGCAUGAUCGGACAUUUGGUGGGUUUCUGGAUGCAAGUGAUAUUGGAUUGGAGCCAGUCAACUUCAUCACACUAGCAACUCCCUGGCUUGGUAUCUCGGCCGAGAAUCCUGCAUAUGUGAAGCUAGCACUCGACUUUGGCGUGGUUGGCAAGACGGGACAAGACUUGGGAUUGACGGUGAAACCGCUCGGCACCUACUCUAGCUACUCUGGCCCUGAUGCAGCGGCAAAAACUACUAGUGGGCCAGCCAAAGUACGUGCCACAAGACCUCUGCUGCGGCUAUUGUCUGAAGAUGAGUCGCCCUGCAGACGGGCCAUCUCGCUCUUCAAACGGCGGACGGUGUAUGCCAAUAUCGAGAACGACGGCAUCGUACCGUUACGAACAUCUUCACUGUUCUUCCUUGACUGGGAAGGCAUGGAAGCUACGCAUGCUCAGCAUGAGUCGGCUGGCGUCGCUCAAUCACAAACACCGCCCAAGCUCAGCGAUUUUGAUUCUAGCCCCGAGUCAUCCGACCAUGAUGCUACCACACAGACGCCUGUGAGUGCUGGCCCAGACAUCAGUGUUGCCUCGUCGUCGCCCAUAGAACCUAGCGAGGCGGCCCAAACCAGGGAUCCUACCAGGCUAUCACUGACGGGCGCCGUUCGAGGCGUUGGUUCGCUCAUCAGGCGAGUCUCUCAAGGCGCGGUCAAAGCGGAUGAGGUUGGCGGUGCACCGGAAUCAAACGCAGGCACAGCCGUGUCUGACAAAUCCCCAAGCGAGGUGGCAGGGCAACAUUCGCAUUCGACGGUGCUCGAUGUGAUUAGCAACUACCUCAAGCCACAGAGUGGCUCCAAUACUGCAGCACCGACAGGCCAUGCGCAAGGAGUCAAACAGACCAAGAAACCUUCCAAGGCAUUCAGACGCUCUCAAACAAUUGGCAUGUCAGAGCAAGAUGGUAAAGAGCCUCAGCAACUCAUUGAGCCGAAGCAUACGAGUUUUCUGCGCGCACUUGAAGCUGUCAUUCGUCCACCGGGACCGGAUUUUGCCUUCAUCUAUGAUCCUGCAAGUCGACCGAAGCAAACCAUUGUGCAUGAUCGUCUGUACAAGCCGAGCGAUAUCCCACCACUCAAACCUGCAACGGCCAGCAAGUCAUCCUCCCUCAACACACAUGACAGCGACUUGCCCAUCACUGAAGAUAUCGCAGCCCUGGACGAUGCUGCCACGCAUAAAUUGCAGCGUGCUAGAAAAGCUGCUGCUGAAGCAAGUUCUUCCUCCCGUCAAGCUGCUGUACGUCUUGAAAAAGUGAGGUUGGAGGAACGUAUUGCGCGUAAUUGGCACCGUGAUAUGGAGUGGCGAAAAGUGUUGGUUCGCUUGUUGCCGGAUGCGCACAACAAUAUCAUUGUGCGUCGACGUUUCGCCAAUAGUUAUGGAUGGCCUGUUUUGGAUCACUUGUGCGAGCAUCAUUUUGGUGCAGAGGCGGAAACGGAGAAGCUUGAUCGGACUGCCGAAGAGGAAGCAGAGGCAGCAGAGUUGGAACGUGUCUUGAGUGACGGACAAACCAGCAUGCGUGCUUCUGUGCGACGGCAAAAAUCAUGGGACGCAGCGACACUGCAUGAAGCCUUGCUUGAUAACCAAGGUGCUUUUCAGGAGAAGGAUGAGGAAGACUUUUGGUCGUCGGAUGCAGAGGAAGAGGCGGAAGUGCUUGCAGAAGGGUCAACAGAGCAUGAAGAGCGUGACGAACAAAUAAUACGGAUGAGCGAAGUCAGUGCUGGGUUGUAAUUUGGGUGGCGGCAUCAUGGGGCAUUUAUCAGGCUAAUGAUACAUGUAACCUGGUUAAGGCUAUUCUUUCUUGACACGCAUAAUCAUUAGUUUCAUAAAGGGUGCAUAUCAAAACUGGCAUUCGUCUAAGCUGUAUAUUUGUACGGAUCUAGCAGAUUUCCUAUCGAGUCA
Protomyces lactucae-debilis is the source of this 2997-nucleotide messenger RNA. RefSeq names its product putative serine esterase-domain-containing protein. The coding region runs from base 115 to 2826 and encodes 903 amino acids. The transcript has a single exon. The record is from RefSeq and is a predicted model, not a curated record. NCBI's taxonomy places the organism in Eukaryota, Fungi, Ascomycota, Taphrinomycetes, Taphrinales, Protomycetaceae. Gene Ontology annotation, molecular function: monoacylglycerol lipase activity.